Molecule: messenger RNA, 2958 nt
Organism: Ceratitis capitata (Mediterranean fruit fly)
Lineage: Eukaryota; Metazoa; Arthropoda; Insecta; Diptera; Tephritidae
Gene: Cbp80
Product: nuclear cap-binding protein subunit 1
Exons: 8
Coding region: 184-2589 (801 amino acids)
Biological process (GO): mRNA export from nucleus; nuclear-transcribed mRNA catabolic process, nonsense-mediated decay
Cellular component (GO): nuclear cap binding complex; nucleus
Molecular function (GO): protein binding; mRNA binding; RNA cap binding
Source: RefSeq, a predicted model, not a curated record
CUGUAAAUAUUUUGCCUGGCAGUGUCGAACCGGCGAACUGUCAAACAAAUUAUUGACAGCGUCUGAUAAAAACGCGUAUGCGAUUUCUCUAGUAAUUUGUGUAAAAUUUUCCAAUUUAGAGUGUGUUUUAAACGCGAUAUAAUAAACAGUUUUUCAUAAAUUCAUUUAUUAACGCAGCCCGCAAUGAAUCGUAGACGACCCCACGAUGGCGAUGAAGAAGGAUAUGAUCAUCGCAAUCGCAAACGCAGACGUGUUUCUGAAAAUCAGGAGAUCGAAGAUCGUUUGGAGUCGCUGAUUUUGCGUGUUGGUGAACGUAGCACGUCUUCGGUUGAAUCAAACUUGGAAGGAUUAGUGUCCGUACUGGAAGCAGAUUUGGGCACUUUCCGUUUGAAAAUAUUGCGGAUUCUCUCCGAUUGCGCUGUCAAAAUGCCAGAAAAGUGUACGAUUUAUACUACUUUGGUUGGUUUGCUGAAUGCUAAAAAUUACAAAUUCGGUGGAGAAUUCGUAGACCACAUGGUGAAGACUUUUAAGGAAGCAUUGAAAACGUGUUGGUGGGAUGCGGCACGUUAUUCGUUGCGUUUUCUAGCAGACUUAGUUAAUUGUCACGUCAUCUCAGCCACUAGUCUGUUGCAAUUACUAGACACAAUGAUUGAUGUUUCAAACGAAGACACAGUACCACAGGUACGUCGCGACUGGUUCGUUUUUGCUGUACUCUCGACUCUACCAUGGGUUGGGCGUGAUUUAUACGAGAAAAAAGAAUCUUCUCUAGAGUCUCUGCUACUACGUAUCGAAGUUUAUUUAAACAAACGUUCAAAGAAGCACCACAAUGCACUACGUGUAUGGUCAGUGGAUGCACCACACCCACAAGAGGAAUAUUUGGAUUGCCUAUGGGCACAAAUACGUAAACUGCGCCAAGAUAAUUGGGCUGAAAAGCACAUUCCACGUCCUUACCUUGCUUUUGAUUCAAUUUUGUGCGAGGCACUACAACACAAUUUACCGCCUAUAGUGCCACCCCCACAUCAUGAGUCCUAUCAAUACCCAAUGCCUUGGGUAGUUUAUCGCAUGUUUGAUUACACCGAUUGUCCCGAUGGACCAAACUUGCCAGGUGCACAUUCAAUUGAACGUUUCCUAAUUGAAGAGCAUCUGCAUCAUAUAAUCGAGACACACAGAUUAGAACGUAAGGAUUGCGCGGCGCAGCUACUAGCUUUCCCGUACAAAAACAAAAUACCACUUGAGUACUGCAUUGUCGAGGUCAUAUUUGCUGAAAUAUUUCAUAUGCCCACGCCACGUUAUUUGGAAAUCGUUUAUGGGUCAAUUCUUAUUGAAUUGUGUAAAUUACAACCAGCAACGCUGCCACAAGUGUUAGCACAAGCUACGGAGAUUCUAUUUAUGCGAAUAGACUCAAUGAAUACAUCAUGCUUCGAUCGUUUUGUUAAUUGGUUUUCUUACCAUUUAAGUAACUUUAAAUUCACUUGGUCGUGGGAGGAGUGGGAUAGUUGUUUGUUGUUAGAUCCAGAACAUCCACGCCCCAAAUUCAUACAAGAAGUUUUGCAUAAAUGUUUAAGAUUAUCCUAUCAUCAACGAAUUACGGAAAUGAUGCCCGAAGCAUAUGCUAAACUUAUACCUAUUGCGCCGCAACCCAAUUAUAAAUACGCUUCUGAAGAUGCAGCGUCUUUGGCUGGGACACAAGUGGCGCAUCAAUUGGUGGUGGCGAUUCGCCAAAAGUGUACACCCGAAGAGGUCAUCAAUAUUCUGAAGGAGUUGCCGAACUCCGGUGAAAAUGCGGAUCAGGAAAUGUCGGAGACAUCAUUCAACCCACUUAAAAUCGAUGUGUUCGUGCAGACACUCUUGAAUUUGGGCGCCAAAUCGUUUUCGCAUAGCUUUGCUGCAAUAUCGAAGUUUCAUUUAGUUUUUAAGGCUCUCGCUGAAUCCGAGGAGGCGCAAAUUUGCAUACUUCACAAUGUUUACGAAUUAUGGCAGAAUCAUCAACAAAUGAUGGUGGUGAUAAUUGAUAAAUUAUUGAAAUUGCAAAUCGUUGACUGUUCAGCUGUCGCUACGUGGAUUUUCUCCAAAGAGAUGACUGGGGAAUUUACUAAAAUGUAUUUGUGGGAAAUACUACAUUUGACUAUCAAGAAAAUGAACAAACAUGUCAUUAAAUUGAGUAGUGAACUGACGGAUGCGAAGGAUAAAUUGGCUAAAGUCGAUUCAUCAUCCAGCGAAUCAGAAGAUGAGACUACGCCAAAGCGUAAAAAGCCAAUCAAUCAUGUCGAUAAACCAACUGAGGAGAUGGUCGAACGCAUGGAAGAGAAAUUGGAGGCGGCUAAUGUUGAUCAGAAGCGUUUAUUCUUGAUUGUUUUCCAACGUUUCAUUAUGAUAUUGUCCGAACAUUUGGUUCGCUCUGAUACAGACGGACGCGAUCCGGACACUGAUUGGUAUCGCUGGACAAUUGGUCGUUUGCAGCAAGUAUUCUUGAUGCACCACGAACAAGUGCAAAAAUACAGCAGCACGUUGGAGACACUGCUUUUCACUUCGGACUUGGACUCACACAUUUUGGAAGUGUUCCAUCAAUUUGUGGCUUUGCGAGCUUAAGGCAACCGACCUUAUUUACCUCCAUAAAUUUCACUCUGUCCUUUCAAUAACAUUCGCUGCUUCAUUUUCAAUAAUCAAGCUAGAAAAGAGAAUACUUAUAACCGCAAUGCAUGGAAGGCGAAGCUACUAGAAAAUAUAAAUGCAUCUAAAUCAAUGGACCAUUCAUUUAGAGAUAUUGAAAAUCUGCUUUCGCAUUUGAGUUUAUCAAUCUUUAUAAAGUAUAUAAAUGACUAAGUAUUGGGAGUUAAUUGAUUCAUUGAUUAUAAAUUUUGUAAAACUGUUAAUUGCAAGGCAUUUCGACAUUGCAAUAUUUCAUAUUAAUAAACUCAUUUCUCCAUGGAAUACAAAUAAUUGAAAACAGAAAAUAAA